Molecule: messenger RNA, 762 nt
Organism: Aspergillus affinis
Lineage: Eukaryota; Fungi; Ascomycota; Eurotiomycetes; Eurotiales; Aspergillaceae
Product: putative vesicle transport v-SNARE protein Gos1
Exons: 2
Coding region: 1-762 (253 amino acids)
Biological process (GO): endoplasmic reticulum to Golgi vesicle-mediated transport; vesicle fusion
Cellular component (GO): Golgi membrane; cis-Golgi network; Golgi medial cisterna
Molecular function (GO): SNAP receptor activity
Source: RefSeq, a predicted model, not a curated record
AUGGCCACCUCGACUGGCACCGGGUGGGCUCAACUCCGGCAGCAGGCCCGCUCGCUGGAAACCCAGACCGAAACCCUCUUCCACUCGUACGCCCAAUAUGCAUCCAUGACCAAACUCCCCCCGACACCAUCAGAAGAUGAACUCCGCGUGGAAUCGCAACUGAAAGAACUCCUCGAAAAGGUACCCCCUUCUCUUUCUCCCCAUCCAUCCCCCCCUCCAUGGCAAAGACGAACUGAACUUACCUCCUUCAUUAUUCAGCGCACAUCCCUAAUCUCCCAACUCGCCCGCCUCCUCGACUCCGAAGCAACGCUCACCUCCUCCGCCCUGAAACAAAACAACCUCGCCCGCCACCGCGAAGUCCUCACAGACCACCGCCGUGAGCUCUCUCGCCUCUCGUCCGCAAUCACCGAGUCCCGCGACCGCGCCAACCUCCUCUCCAACGUCCGCUCCGACAUCAACGCCUACCACGCCUCAAACCCCGCCGCCGCCGAGGCCGACUACAUGCUCGAGGAGCGCGGCCACAUCGAUAGCAGCCACAACGUCAUCGACGGCGUCCUGAGCCAGGCGUACACCAUCAAUGAGAACUUCGGGCUGCAGCGCGAGACCCUGGCGAGUAUUAAUCGGCGGAUUGUGGGCGCCGCGGGCCAGGUGCCUGGGAUGAAUGCGUUGAUGGGGAAGAUUGGGUCGAAGAGGAGAAGGGAUGCGUUGAUCUUGGGGGCGUUUAUUGGGGUUUGUUUUUUGAUGUUGUUGUUUUUGAGAUGA